AUGAGCCCGCCUCAGGAUCCAAUUUCCCAGCACAAUCAAGCUGCGUUCGAUUACAAUGGCACGAUUGGAAUACAAAAGAUGCCCGGAGGUGCUCCGGCGUAUGGGGAAUUCAGUGGAGCAAAGGAAACCCUCCAAGAUGAUACUGGGGUGUUCAACGGCGGAAGUUUCAGGAUCAGCCACCGAGAUACCAACUCCGUUUUGACAGUGCAACUGGCAAUGGGUUGUCCUUUGACUGUCAGACCUGGCGCGAUGAUUGCAAUGUCUCCAACGAUUACACUGAGAGGAAACAUCUCGUUUUCAUGGAAGAAACUGAUCAUUGGGGGCAGCAUGACUAUGUCCCACUACACCGGUCCCGGGGAGCUCCUGCUGGCACCUUCAAUGCUGGGAGAUAUCAUGGUCAUUCGGAUAGAGGACCCAGAAGAAUGGAAAAUCGGACGUGACGCUUUCCUUGGACACACUGCUGGUGUCGAGCAUAAGUACCAGUCUCAAAGUUUGUCCAAGGGUGUUUUCUCCGGCGAGGGAUUUUUCAUCUACAAGAUAACAGGUACUGGCAUACUUUGGAUCCAGAGCUUUGGUGCAAUCAUUCGGAAAGAUCUUCGCGAAGACGAGACAUACUUCAUCGACAAUGGCCACCUUGUGGCGUGGAAUUGCAAGUACAAGAUGGAGCGUGUGGCCUCUGGCGGUAUCAUCUCCGGCAUUAGUUCUGGGGAGGGCCUUGCCUGCAGAUUUAAGGGACCGGGAACCGUCUAUCUACAGACGAGAAACCUGAAUGCCUUUGCUGCCCAGAUGAAGAUAAGCACCGCAAGUGGUUAA
Messenger RNA from Penicillium crustosum, 813 nucleotides. Its product is annotated as AIM24 family protein. The record is from RefSeq and is a predicted model, not a curated record. Lineage: Eukaryota; Fungi; Ascomycota; Eurotiomycetes; Eurotiales; Aspergillaceae. The transcript is spliced from 3 exons. Bases 1 to 813 code for a protein of 270 amino acids.